UUCAAAUCUAAUUUCGUAUUUAAGAAAAAGUGAAAAUAAGUACAUUAGAAAAUGAAAUGUAAUACAAUUGAAAUUAAAAUAAUUUUACAAUAAUAACAAGAUAAUUUACAAGAUAACAAGAUAAUAUCUUCCUCAAUAGGAAAAGCUGCUUUCUACUUAGAAUUACAUAUGUGUGACACGUUCCCAUUUUGAGGUUCCAUGGAUAACUUGAAGAUUUGAUAAUUCUAUGUAUGGGCAAUAAAUUAUAAUGAAUUUUACCAAAAAUAUGACUAACUGAUUGAAUAUAAGUAUUGUUUUGAAGUUGCAGAAAAUCAUGGCAAAAGAAAUAACAAAGAUACCUGUUAAUAUGUUAACGGCAGAAGAACUGAUAGAAAAUAAAGGUUUGAAGUUUAAUGCAUGGAAUGAAUACGAGAAGUCAGUUAAAACACUUCCAAAAACUGGAAUGAAACAAUUUGAACCAAAUGAUUCCUGGCUUCAAAAUAUGCAAAUUGAAAAAGGUAUUAUGACUAGAAAAAAUUUAAUAGCUAUAGAAAGAGUAGAUCGUAUUUCACAGUUAGCUAGUGCAUCAUGGUUGCCUGAACAGAAAAGAGCUAAAGUAACAAAAUACUCUGGUCAAGAUUGGAGUAGUUUUGGUUUGGAGAAAAGUGGCACCUUGUAUUUAAUACCAGAAGAAGCAUUGUUUCUUCUAGAAGCUAAUUGUUUAGAACUUACAUGGAAUGGUGUGGCAUUGUCCAUCCAACAAGCUUAUGAACUUCUAAUUGAUAAUGUCGAAUGCUCAUUAGAGGAAUAUAGAGUUUAUAGCCAGUUAGUACGAUAUGGUUAUCGCAUACAACGUUUUGUUUAUGAUUCAGAAAAAGAAACAAAAAGCGAUAAAAAUUCUAAUAUAAAACGUAAAGUUAUUGUUGAGCCAGAAAAUGGCCUUUGGAGAACUGAUACUCAACAACAAGAUAAAGAUGAUAUAGAUGUACAGAGUGGAAAAUCUGUUAGUUGUCCAAAAAGAACUGAUGCAAAUAUUAAUAAUUUUCCUACAGGGAUUUUUCAAAAUCUAGCAGAGGAUAAAGAUAUAUCAAAUAAUGUUUUUGAAAUCGUAAAUGAUCUUCUUUGUGCAGUAGAAAAUAUCGAAGCUCAGUCUACAAAUAUUGAAUGUGAAAAGGAUAUGAAAAACAGGAAAAAAUCGGAUAUUACUUUGCAAACUGUAAAUAUAGAUGAAAAUAAAAAAAAACGGAAUUCUAAGGUGGAAAUUAUAUCAGAUGAGACUUUAUUAGGAAGUAUUAAAAUUGUCAAAGAUAAUAUGAAUGAUUGUACCAAAGGAAGUAAUAUACCAGCAAAUUGGCGAGCAUCUCGCAUACAACGCAACGUUAAAUUAGUACCUAGAAGAACAGAUAAACUAUUAUCAGCUACUGAUAUUUUAGAUUCUAAUUAUAAAAAUUCUGAAUGCAAUUCAAAAAAAUCUAUAUUAUCUCCGCCACCUAGAGAGAAUUCACAAUUAAAGAAAUCAAAACAUGAGGUGAUAGAACUUUCUGAUGAUGAAAUUCAAGAGAUACCAAAACCAAUAACACGAAUAGAUUUAUUAGAUUCAAUUCCAAACAUUGCAUUUCAAUCCACAAUUACAAUAAAAGUUUCAAGAGCAUAUAUACCACAUAGUAUAAAACCUGUUAAAACGAUCUACCAUUAUGAAAGUGCAAAAUUAAAAAAAUUACAACAAACAGAUAAAAGAUUGCGAUCUAGUCAAAACCUAGAACGUGCAAAAAGUAAUGAAAGUCAAAAUAUGUAUCAGUGCAAUAAUAUCUCUAUAAGCAACAAUAACGUUAGAAAAAAUACAAAUAUUGCUUCAUUUAAUCAAAAUUUAGCAACAAAUGCACACAAUGUUUUUAUGCAAGAUUAUUUUCCUAUGCAACAUAGACAACAUGGGAACUUUAGUCCCAACUAUGUAUAUAAUGAUAAACCACCUUAUACAUACAGCCAAAAUCUAUAUUGGCAUCAUAGAAAUACUACAUUUCAAAAUGUAUUUGUUGCUCUUGAUAAUCAUAGUGCUACUAUUCAUCAAAACAGACUCACAUCUUUGCCAAUGAACAAUUUGAUAAUGCCAAAUAUAAGUAACAAUAUGACUAGGCAUUCUUUUACUCGAAACCAGUUUUAUCAUAAUUUUCAUCAAAAUUUCUUUCCAUUAAGAAAAUUAUGUCAUCAAAGAAUCGUGGAAAAUACAUCAAUACAUUGUAGCAUAGCUGGAAGUGUUUUACUUACAGAACCUCGUCGAAAUUAUCAUAAAAACACAAAUGUGGCAUCAAAUAACGAUGAAGUUUAUCAAUCUUCAUUUAAAAUACUGCCAGGAGCGUCAUCAUGGUCGGAAUUAAAGACUAAAUGGCGCGAAGUAAAAACGAUCACUAUAGACGAUGAAGAUACGGGAAUUGAAGAUUGUAAUGAAGUACAAGUAGUUGGACAAUUACGUACUCCUCUUGUUGGAUCAAAGAAUGCAAAUAGUCUUGAAGAAGUCUUCAGUAAACUUAAAAUAAUUAAGUCUGCAUCCGAGAAAAUUGUAAGAAGAAAAAAGAAUAAAUACAAAAUAUCAUACAAUGUUUAUUCCAAUACACAGAACUAUAGAAAAGCAGAUCCUGGUCUUCCAUUCUACAGAGUAGUUGUGAUAAAACAAGAUGAUUCAUUUAUACAACCAAUUGAAUUGCACCGUUUAAUGCAAGAUGCAGGCACUUCACCAAUACUAUUAGCCUGUGUUUCAAUGUCAAUUUCAUAUAUUCAACCAGGAUUUAUAUCUAUACCUAAUCUAACAUAAUUCAAAUAAAAUAUUUCAUACGCAAUA
Bombus pascuorum is the source of this 2815-nucleotide messenger RNA. RefSeq lists its product as uncharacterized. The transcript has 6 exons. The record is from RefSeq and is a predicted model, not a curated record. Lineage: Eukaryota; Metazoa; Arthropoda; Insecta; Hymenoptera; Apidae. Gene Ontology annotation, biological process: tRNA-type intron splice site recognition and cleavage. Bases 314 to 2788 code for a protein of 824 amino acids. Gene Ontology annotation, cellular component: tRNA-intron endonuclease complex.